GCAACAGCUCGCAGCUUCUGCUGGUGGCAUUGCGCUCUCUGACGCCGCAGUGGUCUACUUCGGCCUUGGGAGAAUCCGCAGGCUGCCUCGGGCGCCUCAGUGGUAUUCUUCCCGUCUCGGUCCGCGAGAUCCCCUUCCCCACGAUCGCCUACCUCGACGAUCCCUUUGCCACCUUUGUUUCCGCCGUCUUCGGACUCUUCUUUGUGCUGGUCUUCAUUUGGCCGCUGACUCGCAUCAUCAAAAGCCUAGUCGAGGACAAGGAAGCGCGCAUCAACGAGGUCAUGAAGAUGAUGGGCAUGCCUGCAGAAGCCAUCACCUUUGGCUGGUAUCUGACCUAUGGGAUCCUUUGGCUGAUCCCUGCGGCCCUGAUGACCAUCAUCUGCUGGGGGACGGUGUUUCAGCACAGCAACAAGUUCGUGGUCUUCCUCUUCUUCUGGCUCUUCGGAAUGUGCGUCAUCACGCUCUGCUCUUUCAUCUCAGUUUUCUUUGCCACGGCGAAGAUGGCUAGUGUCGUGGGAGCACUGAUCUUCUUUCUCCUGUACUUUCCCUACAU
Symbiodinium necroappetens is the source of this 553-nucleotide messenger RNA. The record is from the annotation of a GenBank genome assembly. Lineage: Eukaryota; Dinophyceae; Suessiales; Symbiodiniaceae.